This is a messenger RNA of Mycena citricolor, 928 nucleotides long. NCBI's taxonomy places the organism in Eukaryota, Fungi, Basidiomycota, Agaricomycetes, Agaricales, Mycenaceae. The record is from the annotation of a GenBank genome assembly.
CCCAGACUCGGCACAUUCCAGUCUACAACCAAGGCAUGUCAGCACUCGGGAAAACGGGAGCGGGCCAGGAGGAGACGGGCGACGCACUGCCCGUAAAGCACGUGCCGAGGAUGACGGACGAUAAGAGGCACGGCGACAGCUUGUGCGAGCUGGACAUCCAGUCGUACGUCGGCGAGAGACACAGCGCGGUCGAUUGCGCCGUGCGCUUGUUGAGCGGCGCAUCAGGGGUCGGCGACCCGGCUGCCAGAUGCGCUAUGCUGAUCAGCACACCCGCCGCAGCAGCAAGUACGUCAAGUUGCGUCAUGUUCGGGCAAAGAGGCGGCAGAGAGGUGCGGGUCACUCGCGGGGCAGGAGGAGGAGGAGGAGGAGGAGGACAGGGAGGGAAGACACUGAUACGAAGAACGAAGCCCCGUCCCAGGACCUAUCGGAUUCAAGUACCCUCGGCUUCGGCGGUGCGAGGCACGACCUGCCAGGCCCGGUCGGCUGACCCAUGUGCGCGGCAGUGUGAGAGAGUGUCCGCGGGGAUCAGAAAACACAAGGACACUUGGGCGCUUGCGCACCGCGGCCGGACAGCUGGAAUGCGGCACUGGUAUUCGCAGGGGACGCCGCCGGUCGAGGCGGGUCUCCGACGCGGCCGCGCCAUGCAGCACAGACGACGACAUGGGUCCGCAGAGAGUCCCCCCGACUGUGCGUUUCAGAAGAGAGUCUAUUUCUGGUGUAAAAUAGACGCCCACAGACCAAGAAGACCGGUUUAGGCCCCCAAACAUCUCGCCCCUGCUGCCACUCGAAGACAUGCUUGGACGACGGUCCACAUGCAGAGAGACGUCAUGAUGUACGGACGAAUGCGAGCGUGCUACCGUACAUUGGCUGGGAUUCCUGCGAGUGAGUGUCCAAGGGUCCUGGUCCGGACCUCAUGAUGAUGAUGGUG